Pollicipes pollicipes is the source of this 1313-nucleotide messenger RNA. RefSeq lists its product as uncharacterized. Bases 1 to 825 code for a protein of 274 amino acids. The record is from RefSeq and is a predicted model, not a curated record. The transcript has 6 exons. Lineage: Eukaryota; Metazoa; Arthropoda; Thecostraca; Pollicipedomorpha; Pollicipedidae.
AUGCGCGGACCAUUCAGCCUAAUGCGUCUGUCGUCUCUGUUGACCGUGCUGCAAGUGACGGUCGGCAAGGUGGAGAUCGAGGAGCUGCACGUGCCGAGGUACGUGCUCCGCGGCCGGGAUGUGCGCCUGGCCUGCCAGUACACUGCGCUCGGUACGCGGCUGUACGCCGUCAAGUGGUACAAGGACAAGGCCGAGUUCUACCGCUUCCUGCCGCAGAACGACCCGCCGCAGAAGACGUUCACCGUAACCGGCUUUACGGUCGACAUGGGGCUGUCGGAUGCCAACGCGGUGCAGCUGCGUCGCCUGACUCCCGAAGCCACGGACAGCUACAUGUGCGAGGUGAUCUCCGAGACACCAGAGUUCUGGACGGACCAUCGGCGGCGCAAUCUCACCGUCGUCGACGUGCCGGAAGAGCGGCCAUCGAUAUCAGGCCAUCUGCCGUCGUACCGCCUGGGCGACCGGCUGCGCGUGAACUGCAGCUCGGGCCCGGCCAUGCCGGCGCCCCACCUGACCUGGUUUAUCAAUGGCGAAGAGGUUGGCCCUCACCUCAUUCGCGCUUACCAGCUCAGCGUCUCCGAAUACCUGAAGUCGUCCGUGCUACAGCUCGUCUCGGAGGUGCGGCACAACUUCUUCCGGGACGGCAUCAUGAAGUUGAAGUGUACCAGCGCCAUCGGCGAAAAGUACUGGCAAAGCACGGAGACGCUGAUUGGCCAGCUGGGUGACCCGCGGCGCGGGACGCCGAGCCAGCUGGCGGGUCGGGCAGGCGGGCGGCCGCCUACUCGGAGGGUUUCUGCCGGACUGCUGCUGCUGUCACUGCUGCUGUGAACUCCCCUGAUCGGCGACACUGCCCUGUGCCGUAGGCGGCCCUCGCGUGCUCAACUAGUGAUCCCUGCGGACGUGCUGGGACCUGUUGUAGGGGUAGGAGCUGAGUGUGUGGCAGCGCGCUUCGUAAGACCCUGUUCAGACGUGGUGUGUGGCAGCAGCGAGGGCGUGGUUCGAAACGGUCGCUGUUGCCGCUGUAAUAUCGUUGUCAUGGGCAUGCUAGCUUUGCUUCACAGGUGCCCUGUGCGCGCCUAUCUCCAGCAUGCGUUAAGGUAUGGUUAUGUUGCGCGCCGUGAUGCAUUGGAUGUUGGCAUUUAUUGCACCCCAAAAUGUUUCUGUGGGUAAAAAGCGUCAUCGACGCAGCAAGAAGGAUCAAUUUUUCAAGUCAAAUGUUAUAAUGUUGUGUGAUUCGUUUGUGCAUCAGCGCACUCGUUCUACGGUUGUAUCAUAACACAACAAACAUUCGUCGCUAGUACCGUGUGCUACCGAAA